Puntigrus tetrazona (Sumatra barb) is the source of this 909-nucleotide messenger RNA. Its product is annotated as GTPase IMAP family member 8-like. The record is from RefSeq and is a predicted model, not a curated record. Gene Ontology annotation, molecular function: GTP binding. NCBI's taxonomy places the organism in Eukaryota, Metazoa, Chordata, Actinopteri, Cypriniformes, Cyprinidae. The transcript is spliced from 3 exons. Bases 1 to 909 code for a protein of 302 amino acids.
AUGAGUGUGGUAAUUAGCGUCAGGUACAAGGUGAUCAGUCCCAUGUAUGCAGGUUUAUGGGAAUUUGAGUUCAGAUUGAGAGUUGAGCCUGGUGAAGCACUUGAUUCUCUGAGGAUUGUACUGUUGGGAGCCUCUGGAGCUGGUAAGAGUUCAAUAGGAAAUGCAAUACUGGGACGAGAAGCAUUUAAAGAGAGCAGUACCAGGGAGAGUGAGAAACAGAGAGGAAGAGUAGAAGACAGAAACAUCUCCAUCAUCGACACUCCAGGAUUCUUCAACACUCAUAUGACUGAUGAAGUGCUGCAGAAUGAAAUGACGAGAAGUAUGCACCACUGUUAUCCUGGUCCUCAUGUGUUCCUACUUAUCAUCAAUCUGGAGACCUUAAAAGAAGAUGAGCAGUGUAACCUUGUGGAGAAAAUCCAGGAGAACUUUGGAGAAGAAGCUUUACUGUUCACUAUGGUUCUGUUUAUCGGACGGGACAAAUUAUCCAAAACAGACUUUAUUAAAAUCACUGAGAGUGAAAAUGUUAAAGAGCUACUAGACUACGUUGUGCAAGGAUAUCAUGUGAUAAACAGUAAAGAUGAAUGUGAUUCCUUUCAGAUCAAAAUGCUAUUGAAUAGAAUUGAUGAAAUGGUGAAGAACAAUGAAAAACUGUGCUACUUCAGUGAGAUAUACCUGAGGAAAAGACAGCUACAGACAGAGGUGCAAGAGCAGAAGAGAGAAAUUAAUCCAGAGGGAGAAAUAAAAAACAAGCCCACAGAAGACAUUGAGAGAAAUCAAGAGAAUGUGAGUGAGGAUGGGGAAGGAUUUAACCUACAAAGAAAUGUACAAGAAGCUGAAGUCCAGGAAAAUCUCCAGACACAGAUGAAAAUGGAGGAACUAAUACAGGAGAUGGCUAAAGAAAGACUAUAA